This is a messenger RNA of Spinacia oleracea (spinach), 1245 nucleotides long. RefSeq lists its product as uncharacterized. Lineage: Eukaryota; Viridiplantae; Streptophyta; Magnoliopsida; Caryophyllales; Amaranthaceae. The coding region runs from base 164 to 1150 and encodes 328 amino acids. The record is from RefSeq and is a predicted model, not a curated record. The transcript has a single exon.
CAUUGUUUAAUUCUUCGACGACUUUUUUCAACCCUUCUCUUCUCUAUAUUGCUAAUCCUGAAAUACAAUAAUUUACCCCUUUCAACCGUUAUCUUCUUCUUUAGUCUGUCCAAUCCUUAAACAAUCUGAAAAUUUUAUUUCCUGAAAAUAUCAUCCACUAAAAAUGCCAGAAGAUGAACUAAUUAACCCAACUAGAAUUCAUAAAUCCAAAUUCGUACUAUAUUCCAACUGUUUAUGUCCGUUAUUGUCUAUUUUCCUAGAUUCGUUGAAGAUCAUCUUCUUACACAAUCCUAAACUCUUUUUCACUCUUUACAUAUUCACCACCCUCCCACUCUCUCUCCUCCUUACUUCCGCCUCCGUCUCCGCCGCCCCACGCUUCCUCAAAUCCCACAUCGCCCGCCUCGAGUGGCUCGAAGAUGUCGUCCCUAUCUGGAUGGAAGCUGCCAAUAUCCGGGACGAGUCGCGGGCGGACUCGAGCAGGCUCCUCCGCCGGAAGCUCCUUCACGGCGUCCCCGUCUUUGUACUUUCGCUAAUUGCUUUGGUCACGAUAGUGAUUUCAACUCACGUUGGACUCCGCCGGAAAAAGAAGGUGACCUUGAAGGCAGCGCUGUCUGCCGUCAAGGUCAUGUGGGCCCCACCCCUGCUUACCUGUUUAGUUAACUUCAUCGUCUGGGUGGGGUGGGGCCAUUUAGAUCCCAUCGUGAACAAAUUCGCCGUCCAUUAUCCUCCCUUGACGGCGGCACAAGUGGCGGUGGAGGUGUAUAUGAUGUCCGUGUUUGGACUCGCGCUCGUUGUAUCCGUGGUCGAAGCCCGGGCCGGUUUUGAAGCAGUGUGGGUCGGAUGGGUUUUAAUGAAGGGGAGGAGACUUUGCGGGUGGGUUUUGGCGGGCUUGAUAUUGUUGAUAUCCGGAUUUAUUGGGAAACAAAUGAUUGGUGUAAUUAACGGUGAAGAUUUGGGGAUUCAGAAUGGAGGGUAUACGUGGACGGUGGAGAUGAGGUUUGGAAGUAUGGUUGGAUUGGUGGUUUUGUUAGGGUGGUUAUUGUUGUGGAGUUAUGUAAUAUUCGCGGUAUUUUAUUUUGAUUGUAGGAAAAGAAAUGUAAUUAGAGAAGAAGAACAAUUAGAUAUUCUUGAUGAUGAUUUUGACCUUUAAUUGGUUUUCUUAAAUUUUUUUUAAUUAAUACAUUGUCGCAAAAUAGUGACGAUGGUACUUUUGCUUUAGUUAUAGCACAUGCUUUUUAGAUCUUA